AUGAACUGUUCUUAUUAUGCUCACGAUCUGUAAGAAAGCCUUCAUGUGGUACCUGCUUUUACAAUUUUAACGAACAUGAAAAACGCUGUUAAAAGUUACACCACAGCCUGCGGCCAGUGGUUAUUAAUGUUGAUUAGGACAGAAGUACCUGAGCUCACUUUAAAAGACUAUUGUUUUUCGUGUUCUGUUGAUACUUGUGUGAAUUCUAGACAAUAGUCGAUAGCCGGCAUUAUACCCCUGGCUUACAGCCUUUGUUCUAAACUAAUAUGUUGUUGAAGUAUGCUGAUUUCUUUCACAGUGAUGACGAAGCAAGUACCCAGGAAGGAGGACAUGGUGACGAUAAAGAAGUGUCUUACGCAGGAUAUCUCCAGGUUUGAUGAUCCCCAUCUAGAGUUUGGAAGCCUGUACGAAGGGAGACCAUAAUGUUUAUUAUAUUUUUUUUCGUUCUUUUUUCCCUCUUGCGUCUCGCCUUAAUGCAAAUAACUUUUAAUACUAGAUCUAAGCAUAUUGAUCAACGCUGAUCAAGGCGGGUCAGUAUCAACUUAUAAUGUUCAAUUAAAAUAUUCCAGGGCAUAAAUGUCUCACUUUACAUUGUCAAAAUUAUGCUCUGUACAAAUGAAAUUAAUUGAAAUAUAUUAUUAAGUAAUAAUUAAUCAAUUUAAUUACAAUAUCUUUUAUAAAUUAACGUGAAAUGAGUGUAGCCUUGCUGUUUCCGCCUGGCUUAGUCUAUAGCCAAAGCAAAGGAUCGGCUUUGUUGGCCCCUACUGUGGCCAGAAAAUAAGAGUUGGGGUGUUCUCCACUGAAUGUAUCUUUAUCAGAAAAGUUUUUGAAGCAAACGAUAUGCCCCUUUUAAUCUCUUCUCUCUCCAUUUAAUUUUCUUUCCCUCUAAUAUUGUUAAUACGACUUUUACAGAGCAUAAUUUGACAAAAAUAAUGAAUGGAAUGUAAAUUGUGUGUAUCGUAAAUUUUGUAAUAUAUAGUUUCAGCCAAGGCCAAAAACAAAGCUCUCUUGGAAUUUUUAAGAAAUGUCUUCUGAAACGAAGUUUUCUGUGCAUGCGAUCACCCGAAUACCAAAACUGCUCAGCGGAGAACUUUUAAAAAAAAAACACGUCACCUCAAUGAGUUGGUCAUCUGAGCCCGCGAUACCGGCAUGUGACAUUGGUCAGCGGGUACCCUACUUUAACCGCUGUCAACUGAUCAUAAGAUGGAUGUCCAAUAUCAAGUUAAACACCAUUUGCAUACAGUGCCUAUACCUUGGACUUAAAACAUGUAGUAAGACAUUUCACAUCCGCUAACUUGAAGGGGCGGACCGACGUAUGUACGUCAUAGAUAACAAAAUUUUGGCGGAUAACUAAAUAGUUAACCAAAUGGUGCUCCGCUGCGUGCGCAUCGUGCGAGAGCUCCGCUAAUAUGCUGGUUGAUAUUUUAAGUUGAUACUAGUACUGCCCAUCAUCAUCAUCAUCGUCGUCAACACUUUUAUCUAUACGCGGUGUGUGACAGUUUGGUGGAAGCAGUUUGUGACAUGUGGAAAGCGGAGGAGUCUUGCUUGUUUCCGGUUUGUUUUAACAAAAAAAAAGUCAGGAACUGGUUCAUCGAUUUUUUUUGCGGGCGUUUUUAAUAAAAUAAUGAUUCCAAUCGCAAAUGUUGGAUAUGACUGUGGAGAGGUGGCCGUAAGAAGAGGCCCAAAUGUAACUGGGGCAGAUGGAAGGAAGGAUGGACUGAAAAAUCAACUCUUGGACUUUCUAGUCAGAUUAUAAAGAAAUAACUUUCAACAAUUCUUAUCUCUUGCAGCUUGGCAAGCUUCUUGACUGUCAGAAGCCACGUGAAUCCACUGCUCAUGAUGAAUUGUUGUUCAUUAUUGUACAUCAGGGUAUUUUGACAAAUUUUGUUUAUACUUUUUACUAACGAAUUGGAGGUCCACACCGUCAGUGGCAGAAGGAGUUUUCUUCAUAUCGGGUUUUAUGGCCCAGGUGCGAUAUGCUUGGAUUAGAAAACCUAGGGGCAAAACUUCUGAGUUCGGAAUUUUCAAUCUUAUUUCAGUCCUAAUUUGGUAUAUUCAAUGUUCUGAAUGUUUAUCUUGAUGAAAGAUAUUAUCCCUGUUUAUUUAUUUUUCCUUUCCAGUUUACGAACUGUGGUUUAAGGAGAUCAUUCAUGAGUUGGACUCUGUCAUGGAAAUCUUUGAGACACUGGUUAGUUGA
Messenger RNA from Porites evermanni, 2197 nucleotides. The record is from the annotation of a GenBank genome assembly. Lineage: Eukaryota; Metazoa; Cnidaria; Anthozoa; Scleractinia; Poritidae.